Molecule: messenger RNA, 310 nt
Organism: Sorex fumeus (smoky shrew)
Lineage: Eukaryota; Metazoa; Chordata; Mammalia; Eulipotyphla; Soricidae
Product: U6 snRNA-associated Sm-like protein LSm3
Exons: 1
Coding region: 2-310 (102 amino acids)
Biological process (GO): mRNA splicing, via spliceosome; P-body assembly
Cellular component (GO): U4/U6 x U5 tri-snRNP complex; U6 snRNP; catalytic step 2 spliceosome
Molecular function (GO): RNA binding
Source: RefSeq, a predicted model, not a curated record
CAUGGAGGACGACGUGGACCAGCCACAAACUACCAAUACUGUGGAAGAGCCCUUGGGCCUUAUUAGGCUCAGCCUAGAUGAGAGAAUUUAUGUGAAAGUGAGAAAUGACAGAGAGCUUCGAGGCCGAUUACAUGCAUAUGAUCAACAUUUAAAUACGAUUUUGAGAGAUGUGGAAGAAACUGUGACCACUAUAGAAAUUGAUGAAGAGACCUACGAAGAAAUCUAUAAGUCAACAAAACGGAAUAUUCCGAUGCUGUUUGUCCAGGGAGAUGGAGUGGUCCUUGUCAAACCACCGCUGAGGGUCAGCUGA